Messenger RNA from Oreochromis niloticus (Nile tilapia), 3332 nucleotides. Its product is annotated as apolipoprotein B-100-like. Gene Ontology annotation, molecular function: cholesterol transfer activity; low-density lipoprotein particle receptor binding. The record is from RefSeq and is a predicted model, not a curated record. Gene Ontology annotation, cellular component: low-density lipoprotein particle; very-low-density lipoprotein particle; mature chylomicron. Gene Ontology annotation, biological process: triglyceride mobilization; cholesterol homeostasis; cholesterol transport. Lineage: Eukaryota; Metazoa; Chordata; Actinopteri; Cichliformes; Cichlidae.
ACAAGGUUUAACAGUACUUGCAAAAUAUCUCCAGUGGUAUCGACCUUUAUGCCCAAAAAUUCGUUGGGCAAUAGUACUUGCGGCUAACUUGCUGGGUUGCUACAUACACCUGGGUCACAGAGUUUAGAUUCAGUUUUAUUUAUUAGUAUUUUUUUUAUUAUUAUUUGGUACUCAUCUGAUUUUAAAGAGACUAAAAUAGGUUUAUUCAUCCUCUGAUGACUCUGGGGUGUUUUCCUUCUCUGAAUUCUUUGUCUCGUUGUUCUUGACCUGAUUAUAUCUUCCAUAUAAUAUGCAGACUCCAGAAGCUGAUUAAAAAACAAAGAAAUGAAUGGACUGGUUAAUUAUAAAGUCCCUGUUACCUGCAGAACAUUAAACUAAGACAAAGACACACUGGAUUAAAGAAAAUGGAGAAUUUGUAAUAGUGUAAACAUAGUAGUAUUUAGCAUUAAAAACAGUAACAUUAGUAAGAAUGAAUUUUUCUAUUUGCCAUAUUACUGUUGUGUGCAUUGCUGGUUUUGUGCAAAAACACCAGUAACAGCUACCACUAAAUAUUUGAAGUAUUUCAAAUAUUAGCCUCUAUGUUUUAUAAGGUCAUAUAGUUCGAGUACUGUUACUUAUAUAUACAUUGGUAACCUUUUUAAAGUACACAGACUUACAUUUAGAAUCGUUUGAUGAUUCAUGUUGUUUAACUGCUGAACAAAAAAGUCCAGUCUCAAGUACUUACAAGUACUUUACACAGAAAACUUGCAACUUAGAAGAUCAUACAGUUUAAUUCAGUUAGAAUAUUGUUAUUACAAAAGAAAAAAUAAAUAAGCUUUAAAUUUAAAAUGGAAAAGGAAAAAAGUGUUCGCUUUAAGCUCCCUUUGGACUCUGUGUUAGUUCAAACAUUAUCAGCAUCCAACAAAAAGUACUGAUCAGGAUAUAUAUUGCAACAGACCAUUACACAAUGUUUAGAUGUAACUCUGAGAUCAGUGUACAAAUAAAAAAGACAAUUUCAUGUUUUUAAGAAUUUGUAUAGUAAUUGGAAAUGUUUAAUAUACUGCAAUAUAAAUGACUGAAGUAAACACCAUUUACAAAUAAUAAUAAUAAUAAUAAUGCUUAAGACAGCUCAAGGUUAUUGCUGUUUAUUUAUUGCAUGUGCCUUUCAUGCCACAAACAGAAUAGCAGACUCUAUUCAAACAACUAAUCAAAUUUUGCAGGAACCUUUGUAGCUCAAAGUUCAGUGUCCCAACCCAAAUCAAGGUCUGCAAAUGUUUUUGCUGUUGUCACUUUGAGCUGUGGAGCAGAAAAACAAGCAUCUAACUUCAUUACACUUCUCCCAACAGGGCCCACCUGAGAGUAUAAAAGCCUCAAGCUGAAGUACAAAAAAAUCAGUCUCAUUUCGGAGUGCUCGUUGACCCAAAAGGAGGGGGCUUCAACGAACCCAUCAUGGGGGACUCAAAGCUCGGCCUUUUGCUGCUCCUCAGUACAUCUGCCUUGACUUUUGCACAAGAUCGUGAUCAACCAACCUGUCUCUUGGCUCAAAGGUACAAGAGCCUACACAAGUAUGAAUACCAAUAUGAAGCUGAAUCUCUGAAUGCCAUCAACGGAGCCUCACAUCUCAAGAAUGGACACAAGGCUUCCUGCAAGGUUGAAAUUGAAGUGCCUCAGACUUGUAGUUUUAUUGUACGCACUACUGGCUGCAGGCUGAGUGAAGUUGUUGACACGGACGCACAGGGUAACCCUUUGUUUGCCAACAGCCCCAGCUCUGAUGCCUUCGCUGCUGAAAUGGAAAAGUAUCCCCUGAGGGUCAUGAUUGAGGGUUUGUAUGAUGUGAAACUGUACCCUGAGGAGGGUGAAACAACGACUGUCCUGAACUUUAAGAGGGGUAUCAUCUCUGCACUGGCUGUUCCUGUGCUGGAAGAAGACAAGAACAAGAAUAUGCCUACAAUUCACGGCAAGUGCAAGACCCAUUACACAGUCAAUGCUAGAGAAGACAUUGCAACUGACGUCAGCCUAAACAGGGAUCUGUCCAGAUGUGACAAAUUUGUCCCAAUGAGAGAUCACACCAGCCCCUUGGCUCUUAUCACCGGCAUGCACUACCCUCUUGCUCAGCUGAUCAGAAGCUCCCAAAGCUGCAAUUACAGGUUUGACAACGAGAAAAAACACAUGACCUUUGGGUCCUGCACCGAGAACCACAUCCUUAUUCCCUUCUCAUAUAAGAGAGAAUAUGGAGUUGCCAAUGUUGGAAAGCAGGAGCUCACCCUGGUUAAAGUUUCUCCUCACAAUGACAGAAUCUUUGCUCACGGUGUCCUUGUCAAGGAUCUCCACAUGGAGGCUGUUGAGGACAAGAGUUUUGUACAGGAUAAAGAUGCAGUUCUGAAUCUCCUGAGAGAACUGGACACUCUGCCUGAGAACGAGGGUGAGAGGAGGGCUCCCCUGUUCCACAAGCUUGUCUCAACGGUCCGUGGAAUGAAAACAGAAACCUUGAGCGCGGCACUCCCUGAGGCUCUUGCGGUGUCCCGAGUCCUCACCUACCAGGUACUGGCUCAGUGUGGAACUCCUGAAUGCAGCAGUGCCAUCAUGAAGAUCCUCAGGACCUUUGACACCAACGCUCUUGAGGUUGAUGCAACUGUCUUUGCUUUGGGACUCGUGUCCAAUCCUUCUGCACUCUUGAUCCACGAUAUGCUCGAGAUGGCCAAAUACAAACCCAGCAAGCCUGUCAUGUAUGCUCUGAGCAAUGUUGUAAAGAGGUUUUACAAAUCUGAAGGAAAACAAAUUCCUGAGAUUCACUCUGUUGCUGAGUUCAUGGCUUCCCAGUUGGGUGACUGCUCUGGAGACAAAGACAAAACUUUUAUGACACUCAGGGUUAUUGGAAACAUGGCUCCAGCUGUGGUACCUGCUAGUCCAGCACUCAGGACAGCUGUGAUCAACUGUGUGAAAACACCUACAGCUUCCCUGGCUGUGCAACAAGCUGCAAUUCAAGUCUACAGGCUGACCCCUCUCCCUGAGGAGGGCAGAGAGGAGUUUAUGCAGGUUCUUCUGGACAGCACUAGUCCCAUGCAAAAACGUAUUGCUGCAUAUCUGGUACUUAUGAAACCUCAGCUAAGUGAACUUGCCCGGAUGGUGAAUGCCUUGCCCAAUAUACAGGACCAACAAGUCAAGAGCUUUGUCAUCUCCCACAUUACCAACAUUUUGUCCUAUCUGGGUCAGAGACUCAAGCGCUGAGACAUAAACUUCAGGAUGCCAUUCAGGGUAAUGAGAUUGGGCCCAUUAUGGACCCCACAAAGUUCUCUCGCAACUACAUGUUUGGAUCUUUGGAGGGCAAUAUGAUCUUUGAGGGUACAAGCUAC